Phacochoerus africanus (Common warthog) is the source of this 9674-nucleotide messenger RNA. RefSeq names its product DNA methyltransferase 3 alpha (gene DNMT3A). NCBI's taxonomy places the organism in Eukaryota, Metazoa, Chordata, Mammalia, Artiodactyla, Suidae. Gene Ontology annotation, biological process: negative regulation of DNA-templated transcription. Bases 677 to 3406 code for a protein of 909 amino acids. Gene Ontology annotation, molecular function: DNA (cytosine-5-)-methyltransferase activity. The transcript is spliced from 23 exons. Gene Ontology annotation, cellular component: cytoplasm; nucleus. The record is from RefSeq and is a predicted model, not a curated record.
GUGGGUGGGCCCAGGUCCAGCCUGCCUCCCACUUUCCUCCUCCUGCCAGGCCCCUCCCGGUCCUGGCUGGCUCACCGGAGGCAGGGGCUUGGCCCAGGCUCCUCCUGGGGGGUGGGGAGCCGAACUCAGUGUCUGGGAGCAAAGGGGUUGAAGCCGCAAUGCCCCCACCCCCCACCCCGGCCGAGGCCUGCAGCACGGGCUUUGUUAGUUCACUGGCUUGAGGCCCACACCUGAAGCAGGGAGGCUGAAAAGCCCCUAAAAUUCAGCCCUGUGCCUUUGCAGGGCCCCCUGGAGCCACCAGUUUCUGAGGGCAGAUGGGGCCGUUGCAUGGGGUGGGGGGAGGCCUGGCACACAUCCCCUUGGUGUGGCCACCGCAGCCUCUCCCCUGCACCUUCCGAGGGCGUCCCCUCGACAGCCCUGCACACCUAGGCCUUCAGAGUCCGACCUCAGCUUUCUCCGGGCCCAGGCGCUGGUCCUAAAGUGGAGCCACUGGAAGCCCAACCCACAGGCAGCCUGAGGCCGAGGCCACGUUUCAGCAGAAUUUCACUCCGCACGAGGAUCUAUGUCUAAGUUUUAACUCUUGCUUACCAAGACCACGAUAAUUCCUUCCCCAAAGCCCAGCAGCCCCCCAGCCCCGCGCAGCCCCAGCCUGCCUCCCACCGCCCAGCUGCCCGCGAUGCCCGCCAGCGGCCCCGGGGACACCAGCGGCUCCGCUCCGGAGCGGGAAGAGGACCGCAAGGAGGGAGAGGAGCAGGAGGAGGCUCGCGGCAAGGAGGAGCGGCAGGAGCCCAGCACAACUACGCGGAAGGUGGGGCGGCCUGGGAGGAAGCGCAAGCACCCCCCGGUGGAAAGCAGCGACACGCCGAAAGACCCCGCGGUGACCUCCAAGUCCCCGUCCAUGGCCCAGGACUCAGGCCCCUCAGAGCUGUUACCCAACGGGGACUUGGAGAAGCGGAGUGAGCCUCAGCCGGAGGAGGGGAGCCCCGCCGGGGGGCAGAAGGGCGGGGCCCCAGCGGAGGGAGAGGGCGCGGCCGAGACCCCGUCCGAAGCCUCCAGAGCUGUGGAGAAUGGCUGCUGCACCCCCAAGGAUGGCCGGGGAGCCCCUGCGGAGGAGGGCAAAGAACAGAAGGAGACCAACAUCGAAUCCAUGAAAAUGGAGGGCUCCCGGGGCCGGCUGCGGGGUGGCUUGGGCUGGGAGUCCAGCCUCCGCCAGCGGCCCAUGCCGCGGCUCACCUUCCAGGCGGGGGACCCCUACUACAUCAGCAAGCGCAAGCGGGACGAGUGGCUGGCACGCUGGAAAAGGGAGGCUGAGAAGAAAGCCAAGGUGAUCGCAGUCAUGAACGCCAUGGAAGAAAACCAGGGGUCCACCGAGUCUCAGAAGGUGGAGGAGGCCAGUCCGCCCGCCGUGCAGCAGCCCACAGACCCCGCCUCCCCCACCGUGGCUACCACACCUGAGCCCGUGGGGGCCGAUGCCGGGGACAAGAAUGCCACCAAAUCAGCCGAUGAUGAACCGGAGUAUGAGGACGGCCGGGGCUUUGGCAUUGGGGAGCUGGUGUGGGGGAAACUGCGGGGCUUCUCCUGGUGGCCAGGCCGCAUUGUGUCUUGGUGGAUGACCGGCCGGAGCCGAGCAGCGGAAGGCACCCGUUGGGUCAUGUGGUUCGGAGACGGCAAGUUCUCGGUGGUGUGUGUGGAGAAGCUGAUGCCGCUGAGCUCCUUCUGCAGCGCCUUCCACCAGGCCACCUACAACAAGCAGCCCAUGUACCGCAAAGCCAUCUAUGAAGUCCUGCAGGUGGCCAGCAGCCGUGCGGGGAAGCUCUUCCCGGUGUGCCAUGACAACGACGAGAGCGACACUGCCAAGGCUGUGGAGGUGCAGAACAAGCAGAUGAUCGAAUGGGCCCUGGGAGGGUUCCAGCCCUCUGGCCCCAAGGGUCUGGAGCCACCAGAAGAGGAGAAGAACCCUUACAAAGAAGUUUACACAGACAUGUGGGUUGAACCCGAGGCAGCUGCCUAUGCACCACCCCCACCAGCCAAAAAGCCCCGAAAGAGCACAACUGAGAAGCCCAAGGUCAAGGAGAUAAUUGAUGAACGCACAAGAGAGCGGCUGGUGUAUGAGGUGCGGCAGAAGUGCCGGAACAUCGAGGACAUUUGCAUCUCCUGUGGAAGCCUCAAUGUCACCCUGGAACACCCUCUCUUCAUCGGAGGAAUGUGCCAAAACUGCAAGAACUGCUUCCUGGAGUGCGCGUAUCAGUACGACGAUGACGGCUACCAGUCCUACUGCACCAUCUGCUGUGGGGGCCGCGAGGUGCUCAUGUGCGGGAACAACAAUUGCUGCAGGUGCUUUUGCGUGGAGUGCGUGGAUCUCUUGGUGGGGCCGGGGGCCGCGCAGGCAGCCAUUAAGGAAGACCCCUGGAACUGCUACAUGUGCGGGCACAAGGGCACCUACGGGCUGCUCCGGAGGCGGGACGACUGGCCCUCUCGGCUCCAGAUGUUCUUCGCCAAUAACCACGACCAGGAAUUUGACCCUCCGAAGGUCUACCCACCUGUCCCAGCCGAGAAGAGGAAGCCCAUCCGGGUGCUGUCUCUAUUUGAUGGAAUCGCUACAGGGCUUCUGGUGCUGAAGGACUUGGGCAUCCAGGUGGAUCGCUACAUCGCCUCCGAGGUGUGCGAGGACUCCAUCACCGUGGGCAUGGUGCGGCACCAGGGCAAGAUCAUGUACGUCGGGGACGUCCGCAGCGUCACGCAGAAGCAUAUCCAGGAGUGGGGCCCAUUCGAUCUGGUGAUUGGGGGCAGUCCCUGCAAUGACCUCUCCAUCGUCAACCCCGCCCGCAAGGGACUCUACGAGGGCACGGGCCGGCUCUUCUUUGAGUUCUACCGCCUCCUGCAUGAUGCGCGGCCCAAGGAGGGAGAUGAUCGCCCCUUCUUCUGGCUCUUUGAGAAUGUGGUGGCCAUGGGCGUUAGUGACAAGAGGGACAUCUCGCGAUUUCUCGAGUCCAACCCUGUGAUGAUCGACGCCAAAGAAGUGUCCGCUGCGCACAGGGCCCGCUACUUCUGGGGAAACCUUCCUGGUAUGAACAGGCCGUUGGCAUCCACUGUGAAUGAUAAGCUGGAGCUGCAGGAGUGUCUGGAGCACGGCAGAAUAGCCAAGUUCAGCAAAGUGAGGACCAUUACUACGAGGUCGAACUCCAUAAAGCAGGGCAAAGACCAGCAUUUCCCCGUCUUCAUGAACGAGAAAGAGGACAUCCUGUGGUGCACUGAGAUGGAAAGGGUGUUCGGCUUCCCCGUCCACUAUACCGACGUCUCCAACAUGAGCCGCUUGGCGAGGCAGAGACUGCUGGGCCGGUCGUGGAGCGUGCCGGUCAUCCGCCACCUCUUCGCUCCGCUGAAGGAAUAUUUUGCUUGUGUGUAAGGGACGUGAGGGCAAACCGAGGUAGUGACACAAAGUUGUUAAGCAAACAAACAAAAAACAAAAAACACAACAAAACACCAAGAACAUGAAGAUGGAGAGAAGUAUCAGCACCCAGAAGAGAAAAAGGAAUUUAAAACAAACAAAACGCAGGCGGAAAUUCCGGAGGGCUUUGCCUUGGACAAAGGGUUGGACAUCAUCUCCUGAUUUUUCAAUGUUACUCUUCAGUCCUAUUUAAAAACAAAACCAAGCUCCCUCCCCAGCCCACCCCCCCCCUUUUUUGGGUGAAACCUUUUGUUUUCUACUCUUUUCAGAGGGGUUUUCUGUUUGUUUGGGUUUUUGUUUCUUGCUGUGACUGAAACAAGAGGGUUUAUUGCAGCAAAAAAAAAAAAAAAAAAUUGGUAACAAAAAAUAGUAACCAUACCUUGCAGAAGAAAGAUGGAAGAGAAAGAAAAAAGGAAAUUCUAUAGAAAUUUAUAUAUUGGAUUUUGUUCUUUCGGUUUUUGUUUUUUUUUUUUUGGUUGUUUUUUUUGGUUGUUUUUUUUUUUUACUAUAUAUCUUUUGUUGUUGUCUCUAGCCUGAUCAGAUAGGAGCACAAGCAGGAGACAGAAAACAGACACUCAGGCGGCAGAGUUCCCUCCCAGCCACUGAGCUGUCUUGCCAGCACCAUUCCUGGUCAUGCAAAACACAACCCAACUAGCAGCAGAGAGACGAGAACACCAUACAAGACCCUUUUAUACAGUAUUCAGGUGCCUACCACACAGGAAACCUUGAAGAAAAUCAGUUUCUAGAAGCCACUGUUACCUCUUGUUUACAGUUUAUAUAUAUAUGAUAGAUAUGAGAUAUAUAUAUAUAAAAGGUACUGUUAACUACUGUACAACCCGACUUCAUAAUGGUGCUUUACAACAGUGAGAUGAGUAAAAACAUCAGCUUCCACGUUGCCUUAUGUGCAAAGGGUUUUCCCCACGGAGGAUGGAGAAAGGGAGACAGCUGGGAGGUGAGCCGUUACCGAGGUGGGGUUUGGCCCCCCCGCCCCUUGGUGCUUCACCAAAGGCGAAGGAGGAGAAUCUGGGAACAGCAUUCUCCCGCUUCUCCCUGCCAAACGAAGGGGGUGAGAUUCGGUGGUCGGGACCGUGGAAAGCUGCGAGUGGGAUCCAUCCAGGCUCACGCAAUAACAACCUUUCGAUUUUUUUUUUUUUUUUUAAAAAGGAGACUCCCUCGGCAAGAUGGCAGGAUGAGGGGUCUUCACUCCCAAUUUCUCACAUUAGCCGAUUCGAGGGCUCCUUGCAGUGGGAUCAGAAAAAAAUCCAGAGUGCGGGCAGGUGACAGUUCAAACCCCACCUGGAGCAAAUAAAAAAACAUACAAAACGUACUGGUGCUUUCCUGUCUAAGUCGCUUUUUGUGUGUUCUUUUAUGAGGCCCCCACCAUCCACCCUCUGUGCACAAGGCGGCUUCCAGCCCCUGGAACGUGAUGUUUUUGGUCAUCUCCAAAGGCUGCAGUUUUAUACUGGGAGGCUGAUGACACCUUUUGUUAUAAUUAUUCUUAUGGUUCUGGUUAUAAUUAUGUUUGUUUUCGGAUUUUCUUUAAGAAAACAAAAACCCAACCCCUCCUCCCUUUAGGUUUCAAAACAAGGUGCGGGGAGCAGGGUGCUUCUACGCUAGUGGUGGCCCUGGUGCCCUGGCUCCCCACCCCUCGGGCCAGGUGGGCCACUGGGCGCAGCGACAGCUGGGCGGCCAGGGGGUCCCCGAGGCUGGCCUUCCGGGCGCGGCCCUCUUCUCUUCUGCUUCCCUCCUCUCUAGUUGUGUGUCAGGGCUGGAGGGAGGACGGGGCGUCUCUCCCCCCGUGUGUGAUUGGAGUGCUGUGUCUUUCUUUUCUAGUACUUGGUCUGAUGAUAGCUGUGCUCUUACCUCGAGUCAGCAGCACCUGGAGCCCCAAGUGCGCGACACUUGGUCCCGCUUCCCACCGAGGCAGGCGGCCUGGCGUUGGCGGUAGGCAGGGACAGCAGGGGUGGCUCCAGGGUGAGGGCCCAAUGGGCAGAUGCCUGCCUGGAUAGAUGGGGUGUAGAUAUGUGGCAUAUAGAGAUUUAUAUUUUAUAAGGGGAGGGGGGAAUGGCACCUCCUGGGACUGGCAGGGCUGGGAGGUGUGCUGUCAAGCACAUGGGCCCACGUUCGCAUCCCUUGAAAGAUAGGGCCUACGGUGAUAGGCGCUGUAUAAAUACAUAGAUAGGGUCACGUAUAAGAAAUAUUAUGUCGUGGGGAGCGGGGGAAGGAGGCUCAGUGCUGAGCCUCGGGCCCCACUGCAGACAAGCCCCACACCAAUCAAUCCAUCCCAGACGCACACACAGGAACAUGUUUCUAUACUGAUGUAUAACGAAUGUGCGCGUGUGCCCGUGCGUGUGUGUGGGCGCACACACACGCACAGACACACACGCAGCCAGGGAGCUCCCAGCGCGCUUCUCCCCUGGAUUCAGGACUUGGCGGAGUCGGCCCUGCAGCUCUUUACCUCUGUUGCCCUGAUUGCAGGUGGACUGUCAAUCCCAGAAGUUGCUAGGUGCUGAAAGCAGGAAAAGGAGGAGGUUUUCUUUUAGCAGGUGCUCUCCUCUAGCAGGUAGCGUUUCUCUCUCUUUUGCCCCUGGUGAUGUCAAAAGAUUCUUCAGUUAGCAACCUGUGACACUGACCUGCAACCCUAGGCACCAGUCAAGUCAGCCCUCAGCUCCCCCUACCUAUUCUACCGAUUUCCAAAACGAAACUGACAUCCAGGGCUGUCUUGGCCAGGGGGCUUCCAUUCGGAAAAAAAUGGGACCGCGAACCUCAUCUUGUGAAUAAAGCAAAUCAGUAGUUGGUGACAAAACUUCAACCAAGCUUUGAAUCCCUUGCUCAUUGCUCAGGAGGAAGCUCAUGGCUGGCGGCCCCAGCCUCCUCCUUUUAGGGGUGCUUAGUCUGGACUCCACGAUACUCAUUUCCUGCUCAGAUUGGUUUUUCGGAUCAUCCCCAGUUGCUCCCUGCCAGCUCCGCACUGUGAUGGCAGGUGGUGACGAUGGGCUCCCGCAAGGGCCUGGAGCAGCUGGGGGGGGUCCCUGUGCCCCUCCCUCGUUGGAGUCUGUACCUAACUGUGGUGCUCACCCCGCCCCCUCCUUCUCCAGCCAGGCUCCAUCUUCCUGGCCUGGAGCCCACCAGCACCACUCCAGGAGGGUGGGGGAGGAGGGCUGCCGCAGGCAGUCCAAGGUGCUCCCUCCCCCCGCCGGCCCGGCCAAGGUCUUCCCAGCCCCAGGGUCGGGAUGGUCUCGUCCUCUGCACACAGACUUGCCAGCCCUUUGGGCUCUCCAGGGCCUCUUGUCUGCAGCUUGUGUGCAGGAGUUUGCCCUUCCCAGUGGUCCAAGCUCCACCCAAGGGGUCCAUGUGGUAGCCGAGGAUGUGGCUGAGCCUGUGGGGUCCGCGUGGGCCGGGCACUUUGCUCAGUGGGGGCCUGGUGGUUGUGUCUGACACCUGUUCCUCCCAGUGUAGCGACCCGACUAGGCCCGAGGGGGCUAGAUGCGCCCUUGCAGGCGUGAGAGUUAAUCACCAGCUUUCCUUCCAGCCACACCCGUGGGCUCGGCCCCACAGCAGAACUUGGUAGGGUACAGGGACCUUGGGACUGUGCCAUCUUGGCCAAGCCCGGGCACUCUUCACAGUCUGCUUCCAACCCUGGGGGUGCUUCUGGGGACAGAAAUCGGGCCACCUUUGGAAGGGGAUUUGUGCCUGGACAGGCUGGGGUGAGGCUGUGUGGGGAUGAAGACGGGGGAUGGUUACCCUUGCUGUGCACCAGGCUGAGGGUAGAGGCGGGAGAGACCAAGGAGGCCUAGGGAAAGUUCUGGAGCCUGUUCCCUGGAGGGAGGGGCUUCUUUCUGAAGAACAGGCCCAUUUAACAAAUCCCUAGAACCUGAGGAUGCUGUCCCCUACGUCCCGCAGGUGGAGUGUGGUGCCAAAGACACCUGCGGCUCUGGCCCCGGGGGAGGUAGCCGGGGUUCCGGCCAGGGUCACUGAGCCCUGGGUCACCUGCCCCAGGAGGAAGCUUGUCUCCAGCAGGUGGCUGCUGAGCCCCUUCCCUGGGGACUGACCAAAGGCUGGGGUGCAGCGGGUGAGGACUGGGGGGUCUUGCAGUCAGUGGGUGACAGCCCCGUGUACCACUGUCCGUUUUUCUUUCUAGACCCCAGACCCUUCCUGCUAUCGAACCUUCUGCUAGGAAGCAAAUUUCCCAAAAGAGCAUGCAGGACCGCUUAGCUUUUGAGACGGGCCAGGAGUGGUUGGCUGGCGAAGAUGCCUGUGUGGGUUUUUGGUGAGUCGCUAGGCUUUGGGGCAGGCAGACCCGGCAGGGAGGGAAGCUGGUGGCAGUGGGCUGCUGAGGGCCGGCUCCCCUGACUUUUCCCGGGGCGGCAAGGUGGGAAGAGCCCACCGGCUCCAGCACAGGCAGGGCUGUGACCGCAGCGAGGGAAGGACCACUUCAGUGGAGCCGUUCGGGGACUGGUCUCGGUCUUGGUCUCUGAUGACAUCAGUAGAGAGAAAGUGGAUCUGGGAGGCGGUUCUGAAUUCCUGUGGCUGUUCUGCUCGGUGCAGAGACGCCCUGGCACUGGUGUCUUUCAGAGGUGUCAUUUUCAGGAGACUUGCAGGCUUCGAGCAGUGGGGCCUGCCUGGCACCGUGAUCUGACGAGGGCUGGUCGUUUCUGUGGUCAGGGCAGCAGCAGAGCAGAGAGGCUGGUGAGAACUGGGUUUCUAGCCAGACCCCGUUUGGAUCCCAGGAGGUGAGGACUCUGAAUUUGUCAUCGGGCAUGGUCCAGGCUGGAUGCUCCCAGCGCUUGUGGUUAGAGGUGACCCUGGAGUUGUCCUGCCCUCUUUCCUCCACCUUGGGAGGGAUGGUGUAGAGCUGGAAUGGCCCUCCUGGCCGUUCCCUGCCCAGGCAGGGAUUAGCCACAAGUGUUCGGAGGAUCCAAGAGGAAAGAGAAUAGAUUUCUGUCAAGGGUGGAUGCCACUGUUCUAGCAGGAGCUCGCAAAUCUUUACGUUUUGGUAAAGGAAGGCUGAGGUCUUUAGGAGGCGAGGGCGCCCUUGUACUUCAGAGUCCCGGCCGAGCGGGCCUUUGGUUGGUGACCUGCUGUUCACCACUGACCCUCGGCAGCAGAGUUCGGGGAGAGGGAGAAACAAGCAGGUCGCAGGCAGUAAGGACGAGGAGGGAGGGGGGGGCCCUUGGCCCUUUGCGACUGACUAAAUUGCCCAAACGGAGGCCUGCAGUCUCCUGUGACUCCAGUAACUGGAACCCCCCCUCCCCCCAGGGGCGUGGGAGGGCGGCUCUCUCACCCUCCCAUCCCCCCACCCCCCAUUCCCCCCACCCCCACCUCCUCCAUCCGGGGCGGGGGGGCCUCCAGCCCGGGGCCUGAGGACAUGAGCAGGGAUCAGAGAGCAUCACCCGAGUCCCAUUUCACUUCACAGACUGAUUUGGUUGCACAGCCCUAGAAUCCAACCAACCCCCCAAAUGCUGAAAUUCCUUAGAAUACGCAGAGGGAGGAGGUGACUCAACAAGGUGCUAAAACAUUUUAUUAAAAAUAUAUAUUGUUAAAUUAAGUCUGCUGUCUGGACAAUGACUGUUUGUUUUGUUUUCUUGUAGUGGAGUUUAAAAGAGACUAUUAUUUUACUCUGAUAUAUUAUUAUUAAAAAGGCAUUUUAACUUUGUACUUGAAAACUAAAUGAGCGAUUUCAUGUGUUUUAGCUGAGGCAUUGAAGUAGCGGGUGCUUACCUAUUUGUGGGAAAUCAUGUAUUCAUACUGAAGAAUAAAAUCCGUAGCUGAUUUGGUAAUAACUUUUACUGUUACAGACGAUUUCGCUUUGACCCCCGGCGGGAGAGCACUUUUACUGCACAUUCCACGCAGCUAAAUGCAGGACUUACUCCCCGGACCCUUCCCCUCCCAGCCCUGUUUCCUUUCUCUUCAGUUCCUCUUCUGACUCUCUGUCGUUGUUGUUUUUUUCUUUUCUUUUUUUUUUCUUCCUUCCUGGUUCCAGCAUCCUUUCACCACUGUAUUUUUUUUUUUUUUUUUUUUAGGGUUGCUUCUCUAUUUAUUGACAAUAAUAAUGUACAUUUCACAGUCUGGUUCUGGGACGCUGGGGAGGGGCGCGAGUGAGAGGGCCCUGGUGGGUCCCCACUCCCGCCUCCCGGGGUUCCCGUUGUAUCUCUGUGUAAGUGAUGCUCGUGACAUAGCUGUUUAUGAAAUAAUUAUAAAGAGGUCAGUGCGUACAGCAGAUGUA